This is a messenger RNA of Phyllotreta striolata, 1914 nucleotides long. The record is from the annotation of a GenBank genome assembly. Lineage: Eukaryota; Metazoa; Arthropoda; Insecta; Coleoptera; Chrysomelidae.
AUGACCCAAACCACAUCUGUAAUGGAAUCUGAAGAAGCUUUAAAAUAUUACUUUGACGAAGUAAAGGAUACUCAAAAUGACAUAAAUAAUAUUGAAGAAGAUAUACACAUACCAAACGAAGCUGAACAAGCUACCGAUUUCCUUCAAAAUGCGGGUUUGAACGAUUUAAGUAAACUCUAUCAGGAGGGUAAGGAGAUAACUGAAAAUGUGAUCAGAGAUUCAGUUAGACAAAGGAAUUUGACCGAAAAACAGGCCGAGACGAUAAGAUCUCGGGUACGAACCCUAAAUAAAACUCUGAGAAGUCGACAGCCGAGGAGAAAACAAAGACAGGAUAUCAGAGACGUAUCGUGGAAUGUUGAGACUUCAAGUACAGGGACUCGUUCUCGUUCUGCUACACCUGAUUCCCUAGAUUCUCUUGAUGCUCUAAAUGAUGAACUUACUUCGGAUGAAGAUCAGCAAUUAAAUUCACUGAAUCCCUUUUCAUUAGAUAUUCAACAACCUGGCGUUAAAACGAAAAUAAAAUGGACAAAUAGCGAACCGUGGCAGCACAGAAAAUACAGAGGUGAUAGAGGCGAUGUCGCUCAUUCGGGCUCAGAAAAUGUAAUACUGAAAGGUUACCAAGUUCUUACUGAAAAUGGAACGUUACCCAAGCAACCCAGAGAACGAAGUGGAAGCGAUCCGACUACCGAAAUUCAUUUGCAACCUUUGAAAAAUCGCAACUCUGACGAAAUAGCUAGGACUAAAUCGUCAAAUCUUCACAACCAAUUGUCACGAAGUCACACUAGUAUUUCUCCGAAAAAUAAAUCGAGUAAAAUCUACAUUUCUAAUGCCGAAAAUAGCGAAAGUGAAGGCGUCAGUUUUGAAGGUAUUUUGAAAGAAAACAAAAACGAUGAUAAGAUUAUCAGUGAGAAGUGCGGUAAUGAUGGUGUAUGCAUUGACCAAUUAAGUGAUGGCGAAUACCAGUAUUUGAAACCUCUUUUAUAUAUGGAAAUAGUAGCAAUUUUUGAUCAAUACAAAAUUGUGAAGAGCUACCUAAAAAGAAAACCCAGUAAAAAUAAAGGAGGAAACGUAUUUGGGGUAAACCUUUCUACCCUAGUGAUGCGUGAUAUGCCUAGACCAACAGAUAAUUCGAUGGUCCCUGAAAUAUUUCAGACUGUAAUCAACGAACUGAAUACGAGAUGUAUCAAAGAAGAUGGAAUACUUCGUAUUGCCGGUCAAAAGCAGAAACUUGAAAUGAUUUACAACGAAAUAGAAACCAAAUUUUAUAAUAAUAGGAAAGAAGUGGACAACCUGCUUACCAACGCCACCGUACACGAAUUAACUGGUGUGUUAAAAAAACUACUAAGAGAUUUGCCUGAACCGAUUUUUACCAUGGAGUUAUUCGAAAUGUUUUAUAAAACCAGCUUAAUUACAAACAUCGACGAUAAAGUGAAAGCUUUAAACUUAUUGGUACUAAUGUUACCGAUAGAACACAGGAAUACCUAUCGAUUACUAUUAGAAUUUUUUUUGAAUGUUGUGAACAACGAAAAAUUCAAUCGAAUGAAUCUUCAUAACGUGGCUAUGAUUACAGCACCUUCAUUAUUUCCUCCAAGACUGCUAUUACCUAAGGAUAACAAUAAGUUAAUAUUAAAACAUUUAUCGAAAGAAGAUUUAACGAAACAAAUCAAAGAUGCUGCAGUUUGUUGCUGUAUAGUGGAAACUAUGUUAAAGGCUGGUGAUAAACUGUGGUCGGUGCCAGAUUACUUAGCGGAACAAGCGCGCGAAGCUCAAAAGAACGCCCAAAUCCGAAGAGACUUGAGCAAAGAUAAAGACAAACGAAUUCGGUCUGGUAAAACGAAACUGGUGAGAAGCAGUACUCAGUACGAAUCUGGUAACAAAAAUGCAUCGAGAAUGAAGCGAGACUUCCUUAUUUAG